AUGCGUCCUUCACUUACCCGUCUGUCGGGGAUGCCAUCAGGCAAGGCCUACAUCGGCUGGUGGGGUGACUUUGGAGGGGCGAAGCAGAAGGGUAUCGUCCAGUAUGGUCUCUCUCCUUUCCAGCAACGUGCAUGGGGGGACGCCUUCUCCCAAACGAUGUUCAACGGGUAUCGGCGUAUCGUCAGCCAGGCACCCUACUUCCUGAUCCCCUUCGUAGCGGGGUACAGUAUCUACACUUGGGCAAACGGGUACUACCACUACCUCGAAAGCAAGGAAGGGCACUACGCGAGUCAAGCAGCAGGUGGUGGGCACUAA
Messenger RNA from Dacryopinax primogenitus, 315 nucleotides. RefSeq lists its product as uncharacterized. The transcript is spliced from 5 exons. NCBI's taxonomy places the organism in Eukaryota, Fungi, Basidiomycota, Dacrymycetes, Dacrymycetales, Dacrymycetaceae. The coding region runs from base 1 to 315 and encodes 104 amino acids. The record is from RefSeq and is a predicted model, not a curated record. Gene Ontology annotation, biological process: mitochondrial electron transport, ubiquinol to cytochrome c.